Ostreobium quekettii is the source of this 1821-nucleotide messenger RNA. Lineage: Eukaryota; Viridiplantae; Chlorophyta; Ulvophyceae; Bryopsidales; Ostreobiaceae. The record is from the annotation of a GenBank genome assembly.
AUGGAACCGUGUCAGCAGGAGGGGCCGCCUUCAGGGGCAGAGGAGGGCGGGGCGGGAGGCGGCGACGGCCGCGGGGAAGCGGGAGAGAUAUCGGAGGACGGAGGCGGCGUGGGGGGCCCCCAGGCGCGCGGCCGGAGCGCGGGAGUCGCGGGUGCGGAGGAGGUCGACGAACUGAGUCCGCCCCUGAGGUUCCUAUCCCUCGACGAGGAGGCCAUCAAGGUCAGGAUGAGGCGGAACAUACAAAGCGUCGUUCGAAGGAAGCAAGAGCACAAGAAGGAAGAUGAAGAGCUUGAAGAGCUCAACAAACAGAUCGGGAGCAUACUGGGCGGAGAGGAUUUGGGCGGGGAAUGCGCCCAAGACGCGCCGGCAGCGCCCCCGGCGUGUGCCAGCGACGGCCAGGGGCCGUGCCUUCAGGCGUCCUCGACUCCGGUUGAGGGUGAGAAUGGGACGAACGGCGGCAGUCAUGAAGUUCCCCCGUGUGAGGAGACCGACCUGACGGGUGGAAACGACGUCCCAGACGCGGACCAGUCGUCGGAAUCUUGUGGCGCCGAUGCGCCUUGCCCUCUCGCCGGUGCCCAGGGCCCACCCGAUUCAGAAUUAGAAUCGACUGAGAAUGGGCUCGAGACGGAAGAGCCUGUGGGAGUCGGCGGAUCCGCCGGGCAAAGGGCUGCUUACGCUUCGGAGGAGCCUGGCCUGACGCCUGGAGGGAAGGCGCCGGGUGGCGGCACGAGGGGAUACCAGGCGUCCGGGUUGCCAAUUGACCAGGUGAUGGACUUGAUGGAGUCGCUGCGGCUGCCGAUAGGCUACGGGAAGACAAAGAGACCGGGUCACCCGAAGGGAAGCAUUGGAGGAAACCAAAGGCAACAGGGCAGCAAGUCCUCCUGUCGCCCCGCUUCUGCACCUGUCAGUAGCAAAGGCAGCAAGGCCAAGAGGCUCAUUCGCGAACUUGAGCGCAAGCCAAAACUACGCGACCUUGAGGGGGCCAACCCGGGGGCGAGCGAUGCACGGAGGGCUGCUGUAGCAGAGGGAACACGCUCAGGGCGAUUUUCGGGCAGUGGAUCAAAUGGGGAACUGGUGAGCCAGAGCGCAUUGGAGGGUGCGGGAGUGGCGGUGGACAGAAACUCAUCCGGGCUUCUGGAUGAGCAGGAGUUCAUCCGACUGAUGCACAUGGAACAGUCGCUGGAAGAGGAGCUUCUUGGCAUCGAUCGGACACUGACAGCAAAGCUGUCAAUGACCAGACUGGCGGCAGGGACCAUGGCAGUGACUGCAGCAGAGGCCGCAGCAGCAGGCAGCCCUUCCCAGGUUCACGGCGCGAAUGGCACACCGGGCAGUUCUCUUCACUCUGUGCAGGGAUCGGCCCCAAGAAAACCCAGUGGCCUCUCAGAGACACAGCGGACUCAGGGAAGGGAGCCCCCAGAAUGGCUGGGAUAUGCUGCGCGAUCUAAGGUUGCGCGAGCAAGAAAUCCUCCCGAUGUUCCAUUCGAGAACCCACCGCAAGGGCAUGUCAGCGCUGCAGAGGUCCUGUACCCCCCACCGCCCUCCGAGCACUGCCCCUCCCACGCCGGACACGUCAUGGAUUGCCUCCAGGGGUGGAGCAGCCCACGGACUCGCACAGCGCCCCGGAACUGGAGCACGGUGUAUGACAGGACAUACGCCUGGAAGAAGAGGGCUGAGAACAAGUGUGUCCUGGAGAAGAAGAGGAAGGAUGAUGACUCCUUGAAGGAGUGCACGUUUUCACCGAAUAUUAACCGCAAAGGAUCGCCGAAAGCAGAAUGUGAAUCCAUGUCGGUGGGUCUCUGCAGAUGUUUUUCGUUGUGGUAA